GCCAGGCGGGGCGGGCACGGGCUGGCGCUGGCCAGGUGAGCUGAAACGGAUCGAAAAACAAACAAACAACACAAAUAAUAAUACGGAGUGCUUCUUCCCAGCUUCUACUUUAAAUUUACAAAUCAUUGUACAACUACUGGAAAAAUCAGAGGCAAGGAAUAUUAAUGCAAGGCCGGAUGAAUGUUUAAACUAUCAUUACAACUACAUACUACAUAUAUGUAUGUAAUAAUUAUGGCAUUAGACAAAAAAUUUUAAUCUUGCUAGUAAACCAAUUUAUGUAUGUACAUAUAAAAUAAGCCUCAGAAAGAAUGGACAGACUGACUGUAAUAUCUGGAGCACUUUUCGUUGCGGCCGAUGUUUUCGCCAUUAUCAGCCUGGCUAUGCCCGACUGGAUUAUCACAGACGUUGGAGGUGACACCAAGCUGGGCUUGAUGUGGACGUGCAUGACCCUGUACAAUCGACCACAAGUCUGCUUCACCCCAGCUCUGCAGCUCGAGUGGUUGAUCGCGCUCAUUUGCAUUUUCGUGGGGUGUGUUUGUGUAACGACCACCAUCAUCCUGCUGGUGGCCGCUCAUUGGGACCGAAAUGUUAUACCAUAUGCACGAUGGGUUGGGUUCACAGCCAUGGUGCUCUUCUCGCUAGCAGCUGUCAUCUUUCCUCUUGGUUUCCACAUCGAUGAAAUUGGUGGUCAACCCUACCAGCUGCCCAAUAGCUACCACGUUGGUCUGUCCUACAUAUUUUUUGUGCUGGCCCUUUGGAUAACUGUAAUCUCAGAGCUUUUCGCAGGCAAAGUUUGUCUACCUCACUUUUGAAGCUUUCCUUUCCCCUUACAUUGUGAGCCAUUUCUCAUUUAUUGACAAGGUUCCAAUUUGGACAAUUUAAUCUUUACUUAAAAAGACUCAUAUUCUAGAAAUCGCGGCCUCUUGUAAAGAUGGUGUUGCAAUAUUUGUGUCUUUGCUUAAUUUUGGAUAUGAUGUGUACCUAGUUACCUGGUCUGAAUAUGGAUACCUAACUCGCUCUAAGUUGCCAAUUAAUUUUGUGAUCUCAAAUUUGUGCUAAAAUAAACAUUACGCUAUAUCCUAA
This is a messenger RNA of Cloeon dipterum, 1083 nucleotides long. RefSeq lists its product as uncharacterized. Gene Ontology annotation, biological process: negative regulation of smoothened signaling pathway. The record is from RefSeq and is a predicted model, not a curated record. Lineage: Eukaryota; Metazoa; Arthropoda; Insecta; Ephemeroptera; Baetidae. The coding region runs from base 309 to 812 and encodes 167 amino acids. Gene Ontology annotation, cellular component: Golgi apparatus; ciliary membrane. The transcript is spliced from 3 exons.